Molecule: messenger RNA, 2625 nt
Organism: Morone saxatilis (striped sea-bass)
Lineage: Eukaryota; Metazoa; Chordata; Actinopteri; Moronidae
Product: oocyte zinc finger protein XlCOF8.4-like
Exons: 4
Coding region: 109-1353 (414 amino acids)
Source: RefSeq, a predicted model, not a curated record
AGCGUCAUGCUACCGGAAAGGCCAUUGUGUUGUCUCUUUUGUGAGCUAACGCACCGACUGUGUUGCGCUUUUCUCCCAACAUAUUUCUCAGCUGCAGCAGGGUGAAACAUGUCCACAGACAUGCCGCCGGGCAGCCUCAACCUGGAGUCCCAGCUUUUGUCCAUCAUGGACGUGCUGGUGAAAGCGGCGGUGACCGAAAUCAGUCAGCUGUUCUCGGAGAGCUCGGCGUCUCUCCGUCUGCAUUUAACCCAGAGCCUGAAGGAAAACGAAGCCCUGAGGAUGAGGAUGAAGGUGAUGAGGAGUGAGGUCUUCUCCCUCAGACUGCAGACCAGGACGAACCGACCGGCCAGCCGCUUUUCCCCGAUCAGAGGAAACAUCCCCAAACCACGAGCCAAAUCCCAAGUUGUCAUAAAGCCACCAGUGGCCCAAAAGACUGUCAGGGAAGCUGCUUCUGUUUCUCUACAAUCAGACAACACGACCUCCUCUGCCACUCAAGUGAAGUGUGCAGAUGUGGAGAGUCCAGAUGUGAUCCUGAUCAAAGAUGAAGACGACGUUGGAGGAUGUGGGCCAGCCGAUGGUCAGGAUGAUUAUGGAAACCAUAAUACGCAGGGUGGUGUUGACACAGGGAUUCAGAAUCUAGAGUCCUCCUGCCUGACAGGUAAUCACGAGGAGCUGAGAAUCGUGAGCGUUCACGGACGAGGGGAAGGGCCUCUGCAGGAGGCGGGCGACACCCUCUUCACCGCCUCUGAACUCCAGGCUUUCAGCUCUCUGUCCCCAGAGCAUGACGUCACCCACGACAGUCUCCUGAACUUCACCACCGGUGCCACUGACAGGGCCCCGAUGAGAGUGAUGCAGGAUAACAGUGUUGGACUGGCGAGAAAUCAUUCCACCCAAAUGUCUUCAACAGCGCUGAAAAUACCCGUAGCAGUAGCUGAUGAUCAUGUGGGGCACCCCAGUCAUGUUGGCCAGUUCCCCCAGCAGCAGAACGUCUUCCCCCACACCGUCAACAAAUCCCUGGACUGCAGCUUCUGUGGCGAGCGCUUCCUCAGCCGCGAAGACCUAAUUGUACACCGGGCGACUCACACCGGGGAGUCGCCCAUUCCUUGUUCCUAUUGCGGCAAGUCAUUUGUCAACAAGACCACGCUGACCAUCCACAUGCGCAUUCACACCGGGGAGAAGCCGUACGCUUGUAUGCAGUGCGGGAAACGCUUCACGCAAAACGGCAGCCUGAAGAUUCACCUGAGGACUCACUCCGGAGAGAAGCCGUACACCUGCAACCAGUGCACCGCCAGCUUCAACAACCCCAGCAACCUGCGCAGGCACAUGAUCACACACACCAAUGGAGUGCUCUGACCAGGAAAGAUACAGACGUUUUUACAGCAUGUUACUUUUACUGACAUUUGUGCCACAGUAUGUAUUUGUGUUUCUACCUUUGCCACCGCACAAGGAGCUUCUCAUGGGUCAAAGUACGCCGACGUAUAUAAUCGAUGGACUGUUGUGGUUCAAAGUAAGGAAGCAUGAUCUCUGUUCAAUGUGACGUGCGUUCUUUUUUAACUUAAAACCAGCAAUUGGGAAAACAACUUUAAAAACUAAAAUGCCUUUUUAUUUUCUUCCCUGGCUCGAGGGACUGCUAGUGUGAAUAUUUUAUAUCCUGGCUGAAAAGCAGACAAACUUUGAUGCCUCUCGUUAUGCCAAAAUAUAAUAUACAGUACCUUCGCUGAAAUUUGGUAAAUGCUCCUGACACAACAAACUCUGCCUAUUAUACAACUAAAAUAAAUAAGUUGUCACCUUGACUUAUGGGAAUCUUAUGUGCAGGGCGGGGAGGGGACGUGGAUGGCUACAUUAAAGUAAACAGCUAGGGAUAGCAAUAAUUAAAUGUAUUGUGUCACAAAAUUAAUGUAUUGUGUUAUAGUAAAUACUCAACAAAGAGAUUUUCUAUAAUGUGUGAGAAACCGUUUAUAUGAAUGUCUGGAUUUGGCUAAUCCAAUUAAUUAACUGCCUGACAACUUAAAGGUCCCCUGUGUAGGAUUUAGUGGUAUUUAGUGGUGUAGUUGCACAUUGAAAAACUACAGUGGCCAAGAUCUAGAGCCAGUGUUUGGUUUAUCUGUUCUGAACUACUUUAGAAACAUUUGAGCAGUUCGGCAUGUCGGCCUCUGUGGAAUUGACCUGCGGCGUCUGUAGAUAUAAACGUCUCACUAUUCUUAUAUUCAGGUGAUUAUACACUAAUGAAAACAUAAUUAUACACAAUAUUAUAUUCCAUUUCUAAAAAUAGAUCCUCCUAUAUGUUACACACUGGACCUUUAAGCUAUUCACAUUAAAGUAUCACAUUGAUGCAACUGUCCUGUCUGAUGUUUCCACAAAAGCAGUACUGACUGAACUUUACAAUUUACUGAGAAUUAAUAAAGUUUGGUUUACUUUAUAUUGAGCUGCAUACCUUACGGAGAGCGCGUUUUAAUUUCAUUUGUGUAUGUGUGUGUUUCAUUUAGAAAGCAAACUACCUCCAAUAUUAUCUCUGUUGCAGCUUCCUCGUUUUGUACUUCCCUGAUAGUUUCAGACUAGGCAAUAAUACAUUUCAUGUGGAUUCUGUCUGUGUUUUGUAAUCUGGAUAUGAAAAUUGUGAAUAAA